Sorex fumeus (smoky shrew) is the source of this 2052-nucleotide messenger RNA. RefSeq names its product granulin precursor (gene GRN). Lineage: Eukaryota; Metazoa; Chordata; Mammalia; Eulipotyphla; Soricidae. The record is from RefSeq and is a predicted model, not a curated record. Bases 79 to 1821 code for a protein of 580 amino acids. The transcript has 13 exons. Gene Ontology annotation, biological process: regulation of inflammatory response. Gene Ontology annotation, cellular component: extracellular region.
ACGGGGCUGCGAGGCCCCAGUCUGGGAGCAGCCGGGCUGCUGCUGGUCAGCGAACUUGGACCCCGGCGAAGGUGGACUAUGUGGACCCUGGUGAGCUGGGUGGCCUUUGUGGCGGGGCUGGUUACCGCUACACAGUGCCCAGAUGGGCAGCACUGCCCUGUGGCCUGCUGCCAGGAACCAGGAGAUACCCACUAUAGCUGCUGUAACCCACUUCCGGACACAGGGCCCCUGACACUGAGCCGGAAUCUGGACAUACCAUGUGGGGACAGUGGCCACUGCGCUGCCGGCUCCUCCUGCGUCCUCACCGUUUCAGGGACCUCCAGGUGCUGCCCAUUCCCAGAGGCUGUGGCCUGCCCGAACAGCCAGCAUUGCUGCCCCCGGGGUUUCCGCUGUAGCGCCAACGGGCUCUCAUGCUUCCGGACACCAGGUUCCAGCCUUCUGGGCGCCAUCCAGUGCCCCGACAGCCAUGUCGAGUGCCCCGACUCUUCCACAUGCUGCCCUAUGGCGGACGGCUCCUGGGGGUGCUGCCCCAUGCCCCAGGCCCUGUGCUGUGAGGACAAGGUGCACUGCUGCCCCCAGGGCACUACCUGUGACCUGGCUCACGGCCGCUGCCUGUCGCACACGGGCCCCCAGCUCCUGGCGGUGAAGGUCCCCGCCCGGAAGGUUGACAGGGCAGGAAUCACUUGCCCGGACGGUCGGUCUGUAUGUCCUGAUGAUACUACGUGCUGUCAGCUGCCUAACGGGACAUAUGGCUGCUGCCCGAUGCCCAACGCCAUUUGCUGCUCUGACCACGUGCACUGCUGUCCCGAGAAUACCACCUGCGACCUGGCCCACAGCAAGUGCUUCUCUGGGGACAAGGCCACAGACCUGCUCGCCAAGCUCCCUGCACACACGGUGCGGGAUGUGAAGUGUGACACAGAGGUCAGCUGCCCGGAAGGCUCAACCUGCUGCCGCAUCCAGACAGGGGCCUGGGGCUGUUGUCCCUUCAUCCAGGCCGUGUGUUGUGAGGACCUGGUGCACUGCUGCCCCAACGGCUACCGGUGUGACACUAAGAAGGGGACGUGUGAGCAGGGCGUCCAUCAGGUGCCCUGGAUGGAGAAGGUGCCAGCCCGUCCCAGCCCGCCCAGCCCCCGCGUCACUGAGGGCAAUGUUCCCUGUGACAACUUCACCAGCUGCCCCGAGGCCACGACGUGCUGCCGGCUGCCGUGGGGGGGCUGGGGCUGCUGUCCCGUCCCAGAGGCUGUCUGCUGUGCUGAUGGCCAGCACUGCUGCCCCAAGGGCUAUCAGUGCACAGAUGAGGGCCAGUGCAAGAAGGACCACAGGGUGGUGGCCGGCCUGCAGAAGACACCCGCGCACAGCAACACCAGCUGUGACCAGCACACCAGCUGCCCCGAGGGCCAGACCUGCUGCCCCAGCCUCCGGGGGGGCUGGGCGUGCUGCCAGUUGCCACAUGCCGUGUGCUGUGAGGACCGCCAGCACUGCUGCCCCACGGGCUACACCUGCAACGUGAAGGCCCGCACCUGCGAGAAGCAGGUGGCUCCGGCAGCCCCCACCAAACGCUUGGCCCUCGGCCCUCCAGUGGCGGUGGGGAACGUGGCCUGCGGCGAUGGACGCUUCUGCAAAGAUGAGCAGACCUGCUGCAAGGCCCGAGGUGGGGGCUGGGCCUGCUGCCCCUACCCCCAGGGCACCUGCUGCCCAGAUCAGCGCCACUGCUGUCCCUCUGGCUUCCGCUGCUCGGCCCGGGGGGCCAAGUGUACCAGCAGGGAGACCCCACGCUGGGACAGCCCUUGGAGGACUGACGCUCCCAGGCAGCUGCUAUGAGGGGCCACACCGGAGACACUGUCACCCGCAGCCUUGCCCAGGGGGUGCCCACUGCUCAGGCCUCCCCAGCACCCUCCUGACUCUCCUGGACCCUCCCCUGCGGAGCCCCCUAGCCCCAUGGGCCCCUGAGGCCUCCACGGGAGGCCUCCCAGCCCAGACCUCAGUGGAACCUCCUGCAGCGCUGGCCAGGUGCUCUUCAGGGGCACGUGUGUGCCCAGUAAAGUUUGUACA